AAUAAAUGGAGUUGCACGAAGAAGGGAUUUGCCAAGUUCUAGAUGCACGUUGGGGCAAUGUUGCCACGUCUGCGAAUUUGAGGGGUGGGAAUGAAGGAUGGUGAGAUACGGAGGCAGGAAAUAAACUUGACUCCCCCCCGCCGCCUGUCUCUCUAGCGCCGCCCUUUCCUACAGAAAGUGUUGAAAAAUGUGCUAAGCUCCAGAGGUCGGUGAAGUUAAAAUUCAAAAAGUGGAGUUGCUAUGCAAAAACAAAAAGACAACCAGGCUCUGGACGGAGUGAGUUUUCUCGUUAAAUUUUCGAAUCUAACGUAUCUUAAAAAUACUUUAGCGUGACUUUUUGAAAUACAUCGUAGGCAUCUCUCCGUGUUCAAAUGCCCAUGGUGCAUUUAUGAUAAAGAUACUUUUUUAAGCGCGUGGAGCUGUUUAAAAUGGAAAGUGCCUUCUGGAUUCUCCUUUGCUUUAUGUGUGUGGCUCUGGGGGCUGGAGCUCUCAUUCCAGAACCAGAAGUAAAAAUCGAAGUGCUCCAAAAACCCUUCAUUUGCAAGAGGAAGACCAAGCUGGGCGAUAUGCUGUUGGUACACUAUGAAGGCUAUUUGGAGCAAAAUGGAUCACUCUUUCAUUCUACUUACAAGCAUAACAAUGGCCAGCCUACAUGGUUUACUCUUGGUAUAAAGGAAGUUAUCCAAGGCUGGGAUAAAGGUUUGGCCGAGAUGUGUGUAGGAGAGAAACGCAAGCUAACUGUUCCUCCAUCCCUGGGUUAUGGAAAAGAAGGAAAAGGAAAAAUCCCACCUGAGAGCACAUUGAUCUUCAACAUUGACCUUCUAGAAAUCCGAAAUGGACCAAGGUCUCAUGAGUCCUUUCAAGAAAUGGAUCUUAAUGAUGACUGGAAGCUAUCUAAAGAGGAAGUAAAAGUGUAUUUGAAGAAUGAAUUCCAGAAGCAUGGGGCACCAGUCAAUGACAGCCAUCAUGAUUUUCUGGUUGAAGACAUUUUUUCUAAAGAAGAUGAGGACAAUGAUGGUUUUAUCUCUGCAAGGGAGUUUGUUUAUAAGCAUGAUGAGUUAUAAAGCAUUUUGAAUUUUCAGCAAGAGAGAAAACAAUGACUUGCAAAACUGACACUUUUCUAAAUGCAUUUUGAGCUGCCUUUUACUCAUGGGGGAAAGUGUAUUACAUACUUCUCUACAAGAACAAGUCUUGAAAUCUAAUGCUGUUACUUUUUAACAUAAGAGUAGAAGCACAAGAUUUCUGUUAAAGUAUUUUGAUGGGAAUUCUACAUAUUUAUUUCUAAAACUAUGAAGCAUUUUCAGUAACAUUGCUUAGCAUUACAUUCCAGUAUUGUUUAAAUGUGACUUUUUUUCUCAAAAUAAAUACCAGAACGGUGA
Molecule: messenger RNA, 1379 nt
Organism: Hemicordylus capensis (graceful crag lizard)
Lineage: Eukaryota; Metazoa; Chordata; Lepidosauria; Squamata; Cordylidae
Gene: FKBP14
Product: FKBP prolyl isomerase 14
Exons: 4
Coding region: 429-1064 (211 amino acids)
Molecular function (GO): peptidyl-prolyl cis-trans isomerase activity; calcium ion binding
Source: RefSeq, a predicted model, not a curated record